Messenger RNA from Eimeria acervulina, 348 nucleotides. Its product is annotated as cytochrome c, putative. The record is from RefSeq and is a predicted model, not a curated record. Gene Ontology annotation, biological process: mitochondrial electron transport, cytochrome c to oxygen; mitochondrial electron transport, ubiquinol to cytochrome c. The coding region runs from base 1 to 348 and encodes 115 amino acids. The transcript has 2 exons. NCBI's taxonomy places the organism in Eukaryota, Apicomplexa, Conoidasida, Eucoccidiorida, Eimeriidae. Gene Ontology annotation, molecular function: electron transfer activity; heme binding. Gene Ontology annotation, cellular component: mitochondrial intermembrane space.
AUGUCGCGGCCUGAGCCUGACGUGACGGUGCCCGCUGGCGACCCUAAGGCUGGCGCGAAGGUGUUUAAGGCGAAGUGCGCCCAAUGCCACACCGUUAAUAAAGGUGGGGCUGCAAAGCAGGGCCCGAAUUUGUUUGGUUUCCUCGGGCGGGCCUCGGGUUCAGCAGACUUCCCUUACAGCGAGGCGAAUAAGAACAGCGGCAUUGUUUGGAGCGAGAAGCACCUGUGGGAGUAUCUUAUAAACCCCAAGGCAUACAUACCGGGCACUAAGAUGGUGUUUGCGGGAAUAAAGAAAGAAACAGAACGUGCAAACCUCAUCGCGUACCUCGCAGAAGUCACCAAACCCUAA